Lasiodiplodia theobromae is the source of this 1692-nucleotide messenger RNA. Its product is annotated as Ncs1 nucleoside transporter family protein. The record is from RefSeq and is a predicted model, not a curated record. The coding region runs from base 1 to 1692 and encodes 563 amino acids. The transcript is spliced from 4 exons. Gene Ontology annotation, molecular function: nucleobase transmembrane transporter activity. NCBI's taxonomy places the organism in Eukaryota, Fungi, Ascomycota, Dothideomycetes, Botryosphaeriales, Botryosphaeriaceae. Gene Ontology annotation, biological process: transmembrane transport; nucleobase transport. Gene Ontology annotation, cellular component: plasma membrane.
AUGGCGACCACCUUGCGCGUCCGCCAGCUCAAGGACAAGGUGAAGCUCCAAGGCAAGGAGGAAGAGCAUGAAGAGGCCAACUCCUGGUCAAACCGGGAUCUCAUCCCACUACCGCCGUCUCGGAGAACCUGGGGUUGGUUCCACUACUUCGGCUACUGGACCAUCAACAGCUUGAACGUCUCAAAUUGGCAGAGCCCCAACACGUUUCUGACGUACGGCUUGUCCGUCCCUCAGUCUUUGUGCGUUAUCGUCGUCGGCAGGGCAUUGAUUUGCUUCUUCUCCACCUUGGUCGCUUGGUGUGGUCUUCGUUGGCACAUUGGCUUCACAAUUCAGAACAGAUAUACUUGGGGUCUGCGCGGAAGCUACAUCCCGCUUCUUCAGCGUAUCCUUCUGAACUUCAUAUGGUGUGCUGUCCAAUGCUGGAACGGAGGCAGACUGACUGCUGUCUGUAUCACUGCCAUUUGGCCCUCUUUUGCUACCAUGCAUAACACCCUACCCGCGUCCAUGCCUACAACUACUUACCAGUUCGUCGGCUUCAUCGUAUUUUGGUGCCUCUCGUUCCCCUUCCUUCUCGUGCGCCCAGAGCGCUUCAAGCUUCCUUUCCAGAUCACUUCCAUUUACUGCGGUCUUGGAAUGAUUUGCAUGCUUAUCUGGUCUCUGGCUGCCGCUAAGGGCGUCGGUCCGCUCUGGAGCCAAGGACAGACAAUCCCCUCCACCUCAUCCUGGAAUACUUCAUGGCUCAUGAUGAGAGGUAUCAACCAGAUGAUUGGAGGCAUUGCUGCUGGAAUCACCAACGGCUCCGACUUCUCCCGCUAUGCUCGCGGCCCGAAGCACUACAUCGCCGGCACCAUCAUGUCCGCCUGGAUCACCGGUACGCUCGUCAGUCUCGUCGGCCUUGUCGUCACGAGUGCCUGUCAGAAGCUCUACGGUGAGGUCUUUUGGAACCCUCCGGAUCUGCUCAUGCGCAUGAUGGACUCCGGCCAAGGAUCCAGCAAAGCUCGCGCUGGUGUCUUCUUCCUCGCGGCAGGAUUCGCGUUGACUGGCAUGUUUGAGAACGUGUGCGGCAACGCAGUGGCUGGCGGCAUUGACCUGGCGGGCCUGUUCCCGCGCUACAUUGAUAUCCGCCGUGGAGCCCUCAUCACAUUCAUCGCUGUCUGGAUCGUACAGCCGUGGCAGCUGAUCAACAAGGCCGCCACCUUCGUCUCCGUCCUCAGUUCUUUCGCCGUUUUCCUUUCUCCCAUCAUGGGCGUCAUGGUCUGCGACUUCUACAUCCUUCGCCGCGGCCGCAUCAAGCUUAGCCACUUGUACCGCACGCACGACACCGAUUACUGGUUCACCAAGGGGUUCAACUGGCGCGUGAUUCCGUGCUGGCUGGCUGGUUGGGCCCCCACUAUCGGUGGUCUGAUAGUUACCGUCCAGGAGAAGGAGGAUGCGCCGAAGGCUCUGUACGAAUUGUACUACAUGGCAUUCCUAGUUGGCUUCUUCGUCAGUGGUACUCUGUUCUUCCUCCUGAACAAGAUCUUCCCUUACGGCGGAUAUGGCGAAUACGAUCAGGUGGAUGUUUAUGGCACCUUCACGUCAAAGGAAGCCGCUGCAUUGAAUAUCAUUCCUACAACCGCAGUGGAAGAGAUUCAAGGAUACAGUCCACAAGUGGAGAAGGAACCACAGGAGACAGUUACGAGUAAAGAGUGA